AUGGAUGGGACCCUGACAAAUUUCACCUGUCCGCAUCCAUUUCUCGCACGGGAUGCCUUUCCGGAUGUCGGUGGAUUCGUAUGGGGCCGGUCCUGUAGAGACUUUGCUCUCGACACGGGCUCAGUAUCGUGCUGCGUGCCCUGCCCUUGGUCGUCAUGGAGGUACUCCGACGGCUUUGAGGAAUACCUAGAUAUUGCGGGCUGGUGUGGGAUAGCUGUGGUGGUGAUAGUGGUGCUGUUCCUGAUCACAUUUGCUGUCGUGCCGAAAAUCUACACGGCCCGUCAUUAUUUGACAACUGUUCCCGGUGUAGGAUUUGUGUUCUUGUCGGUAGCAUACGUGAUGCCACUGGCCAAGGCGCCUAACCAAUGUUACAAUGAAAUAACGCCCAACGACAAUUCCUCGGACAGCAUGUGCACGGCGACUUCGACGGUGUUAUUCAUUGGAGUAUGGCUUGUCGUCAUAAGCUGCUUCUUUCGGAGCGUGUCUCUCCACCUCAUCGUCGUCUGGGAGCGAAAGCUCGGGAGGAAAUUCAAAUACAUGUCGUUGACUUGCAUAUUUCUGCUUACUAUCCUGCUGGUUGCCUUGCAACAACGUGUCACCGGCACGUCUUACCAACUGGGCAAGGUGUGCUAUCUCAACCCUAUCAACGGCUGGGUCACGUUCUGGAUGCCUUUGCUGGGAAUGGGCGUCGUCAGUUUUAUCCUACAGGUCUGGACUCUUGGAUACUGCCUUCUGAAUGUCUUUCGUGGAAUGUGGGAGGAUCGAGUAAUUGCUGCCUACAACGAGGAAAACAACAAUGAGGACGGUGGCGGCGGCAGCAGCAACAGCAACAGCAACAACGAGAACGGUGAAUGCCAUGAUGAUAACACCAAUGAGUCGCAUCUGUCAUCAGUCAGAUCCUGGCGGGGAGAAGAAGGGCAUGGUGGGCCUCGCCGAAACUCGCUUGCGACUCAGAAACUGUUGACCAGCAUGCAGUGGCGGCCCAUGUUCGCUGCUUUUGGUGUUUUGAUUUAUGUUGCCCUCAUCACAGUCAUUUUUAUGAUGCUGAGAGUAGAGGAUAGAGAUCCCGCGGAAAAGUUCGACAAUUGGGUUUCAUGCUUGAUAGUAUCCUCCGGUGACAAAAACCGGUGCAUGUCAUACCUUUCAGACCUGGGUCCGGAUGAAAACCUUGUCGUGGUUACGUUCUUUCUUCUUGCUCUAGCUGGUAUCUGGGCUAUAUUGAUUGUGAUGCGCUUUGACAUGAUCGCUGGCUGGAUAGACGUGUUGAACGGUCGAGCCAGACAACAAUCUCCGUCGUCAGCCAUUGCCACUGAUCCCGAAGACCAACUUCCUCUUCACCAAGUGUCUACCAAUACCUUAUACGCCACCAGUUUCAACACAACACCCAGUUUGCCUGUUGCUGAUAUGAAGUAG
Molecule: messenger RNA, 1413 nt
Organism: Talaromyces rugulosus
Lineage: Eukaryota; Fungi; Ascomycota; Eurotiomycetes; Eurotiales; Trichocomaceae
Exons: 6
Coding region: 1-1413 (470 amino acids)
Source: RefSeq, a predicted model, not a curated record